Molecule: messenger RNA, 843 nt
Organism: Penicillium hordei
Lineage: Eukaryota; Fungi; Ascomycota; Eurotiomycetes; Eurotiales; Aspergillaceae
Exons: 1
Coding region: 1-843 (280 amino acids)
Source: RefSeq, a predicted model, not a curated record
AUGAACGCGACUCCCACGCCACAAAUACAUGCACCCCUGCAACUAGAAAUCGUAAAAGAAUAUGAUCCAAAUAUCAUUCGAUUUCUCGUUACCGGGCUGCGGGAUUUACCGGUCGAUUUUGUAGAAACCGGGAAGACCCUUUUCAUUCACCCUGACCUUUAUCCGAAUGGUCUGCCACCCCCUGUUCGUGGGGUCCACAAUAUCUGCAGACUUAACAUGCAAACCGGGCAAACGGGUCGCAUGAGCGUUACUUUGUUGUCAAUGCUCCGGCCAUACUCAGCAGACCUCUAUCGCCGACUAAGCCACGCUGCGACAUUCGAAGAACUACUGGCAUGCAGUCAAGCUUUGGUGUUGAUCCAAUGUAUGUUGGUUCUCAAUGAAGACGGUAAUGCAUGUCCAUAUUCAGAAGCGAUUAGUGUUAUGCUGGCGGGAAUCGCCGGGAAACUGUGGCAACAAGCACCUAUUCAACUUCCACAGACCCUUAGUCCUCGAUGUGCUUGGCUUCUUGCUGAGAGUGUUCGGCGGACGAUUAUUGUCUGCUUCAUGCUGCGCAGUGCUUACUCGUUGAAUACGAGGAACUAUUCAGUCCGGACGCCGUUUAUAGACUCUUUGCCGUUUGAUUUACGGACGAAUUUAUGGGACGAGCAUUCUGAGACAGCGUGGCAAAAUGCACUCUCCGACACCGAGGGAUCCAUGGUUUCAUUAAAUGAGUGGUCGGAUGGAUUGGCUGCGGGUCGUGUUCAUGAUGUUUCCUGUUUCAGUGGAUUGAUACUGGCGGCUUGUAAAGGGCAAGCUGUCUCCUCAACUGCAUCUCCGCCUGUGAACUCUUAUAUCGACAGCUGA